GUUCAAAAUCAGUUCGCGUACGGUCCCACUCUCUCUCCAACGCUCCCCAGACCUUUUUUUUUUUUUAUUUUCCCCCAAAUCCCUAAUCUCACGUUCUCACUUUCUCUGCCUAUUUGCACAUUAAAACCCUAUUUUUUGCCCUCGCUCUCUCUCCACCGUUCAUUUUCUCUCUCCCUCUCUCUCCAAAUUCCUUGCAAUAAGCCGAAGGCUUUUCACCUAUGGCGUCGACGGCGGCCGGAGGAAGUACCUCAUAUGGAGGCGACAGCGGCGGAGGAGGAGGAGGAGGGGCGGGAGGCAAGUAUCCCAAGGCCAAGAGGCCGUUUAAUGGGAGCGCCCGCCCGCCGCCGUACGCUCGCCCCGCCGCCCUGCGAAACCCUGGCACCGCCAACGGCUGGCUCUCGAAGCUCGUCGUCGAUCCCGCCUCCAAACUCAUCUCCGCCAGCGCCCACCUCUUCUUCUCCUCGUCCCUCUUCCGCAAGCGCCUCCCCCCCGCUCCUCCCCCGCCGCCACAUAUCCCACCACCUCCAGAAGCAAACCAAGAAUCAAGGGAUAGGUUCGAAGAGGAAGUUCUUGAUAAUCCACCUGGAGUACAAAGACCAUUCCUCAAUGACGGUGGCACAUCAACUAAUAGCGGCAAAAGUUAUGGACUUUCGGAACUUGAGCAAAUGUUGAAGCAGAAGACCUUCACCAGAUCUGAGAUUGAUCGCUUGACAGAAUUACUGCAUUCAAGAACUGUUGAUGCACCCCAGGGGGAUGAGGAUACGAGGACUGAGUUAAAUGUUCCACAACCUUUAUCAACUGCUGGAAUACGGCAUGAACUUACUCACAGUCCAAUGCAAGCAAAUGGAAUAGAGCCCCACUUGGAGAGCCAUAAAUUUCAUGGACGCAUUUCAACUCCCGGUGCCAGUUCACUAGUCCCCGAAGAGGAUGUUGCGGCACCUUCUGAGCUUGCAAAAGUAUACAUGGGCAGUAAGCCUUCAAUAGUGUCACCAUCAAGGUUUGGUUUGCGCAGCCAAGCACUGAGAGAAGAUGCAAAUGUGCUGAAUAACGGACCCUAUACUCCAAAGUCACCUGUCAUGUCACUUGUAUCGAAGCCAGCUGUCCGAAUUGGGGUUCCUGAAAAUGGUUUUAUCACCCCAAGAUCACGAGGCAGAUCGGCAAUAUAUAGUAUGGCCCGUACACCAUAUUCCAGGGUUAAUCCGACUUCUAUCCAAAAGGGUACUGGUCCCGCAUUUGAUGGUUAUGGUGGACAGUCUCCAUCCUCAUCUCAGUUUCCAUGGGAGCAUGAUGGGCUAUACAGUUCUAAACAAUUGGCCUUAAAACGUAGGAGUUCUGCAUUAGAAGAUAAUAUUGGAUCUAUGGGUCCCAUACGAAGACUUCGACAGAAAACUAAUCUCUCAACUCCAAAAAGUUUGAGCUUGCAAGCACCUGGCAGUUCUUUUUCUAGUCGUGGAGCUGGAGUUGGUCCUGAUUCUACUGAACUUCAUUUAUCUUCGGCUUAUAAGCUUCAUUCAUCAGAUGAUUCUAAGCAUAGAACAUCCAAAGCACUAGGACAAAACGAGGAUAACAGCAUGCCUUGUACAAGCUAUACCCCUGUUCCUUCUAAGUCCACAGAGAUGGCCACAAAAAUAUUGCAGCAGCUUGAUAGAUUGGUUCCAAAGGAGAAAUCGCCAGAAGGGAAGGCAGUUGCUGCAAGGGAGAAAUCAACCGGUAAGUUGACAAACUCGACAACAAAGAUGGUAAAUGGACAGGCUCUUAGAAGCCUGGAGGAUGUAGAUUCAUCAAAUAGUAUGCAUAACGAGGCGGGUACUCAUAAGUUUAAGGACAUGGGCGACACAUCUUUGUUUGAUGCUCGAGAUACUAACUUCCAAAAGCAAGAUAAAGUGGAGAAUGGCCCCAAAAUGCAUAUGGUCCCUAGUGAUGCAUUGACCCCUUCAAGGUUUGGGAACGCUCCAGUCUCAUCGAAAGAAGCUGUAGCUGCUUUUAAAAUUGUCGAGUCAGUCAGCACACAAAAGUUUGUUACUCAACCUUCUCAAUCUAAAUGGGGGUUUCAAAUGAGUGCCCAUGAGGAUUUUUUGGACCUGGAUGAUGAGAUUCGUUAUAAUAAAGCUGCAUCUACACUACUGGCUGAAGGGACUCAAAAAGUGGAGACAUCUGUGGUGGAGAGCAAGGUCUUGUCUUCUGAAGCAGUGACGGUGGACAAAACUUCUCUACUGUCAGACUCCAAACAACAUGCUAAUACCGGAUUGGGAAAAGCACCUGAGUUAGAAGCCUCUGAUGGGACCGUGAUUGGUGAUAAGAAGGCUGGCUUCACUUUCCCUAUGGCACUUCCUUCCAGCACAACUUUUCAACUUGUUAGCAAAUCAACUUCAGCAUUUGAUCAGAUUGUUCCUCCUAAGGAACCAAAUGCACCGGCUCCUUUAUUUAGUUUUGGCCCGAAAGGGGUUGGUGAAAUUCCAUCACCUUUUUCUUAUUCAUCUUCUAUCAACGAUUCUGCGGUCCUAAAAUCUAGUGCCCCAUUGGAACCACAACCAGAAAGUGCAACCAGCUUGGCCAAUGUUGCUUCUGCAACUGACACCGUACCAGGAAUUCCUGAGUCAGAUAAAGGCGGUAAUACAAACUUGCAAAAAUCUGGAGAUACAGUGGAAAAAUCAGAAGCUUCAUUUUCUUCUGCUCUUUCAACUUCAACAUCAACUGGCAACAUUUUCUCCUUCAGUGCCCCGCCCAAGAGUACAAGUCUUAAUGGUUCACUUGGUUUAAGCUCUUCCAUAUUGGCUUCACCUUCUCCAGCUCUAGCUUCCAGUAUUUUGGCGAAUAGCUUUACCACUGUGGCUUCUUCCACUUCUACCAUGGCCGCCAAUGGAACCGCCUCCAAUGGCAGUCAAUCUACCUCUGCUGCAGGACCUUUAUUUCCGACAGCCCCCAUUUUCCAGUUUGGGGCCACACCUGUAGCUCCAACAAAUUCAGUUUCAACAGUAUCGACCAUAUCCGCUGCUGAACCAAUAGAUGUGAAGGCCAAAACAGAGAAGAAGGAAACAAUCUUUGGCAACCUAACCGGCUUGCCAAUAGAUGUGAAGGCCAAAACAGAGAAGAAGGAAACAAUCUUUGGCAACCUAACCGGCUUGCCUUUUGGUAGCCCAUCUUUUGCAAUGGCAAGCACGGGAAGUAACAUUUUCGGAUUCAGUGCUCCUGCCUCUUCUUCGACUACUGAUAAUCACUCUCAGGGUUCUCUUUUUGGCACAAGUAGUGUAUCCAUGCCUUUUCAGUUCGGUUCAUCUGCUUCGUCUACAAUAUCUGGGACUACAGAGACCCCAUCUCUCACAGCUAGCACUUCUCCAUUUGGUUCUUCAACCUCUAGUGGUUCUCUGUUUGGUUUGCCAGCUCCUAAACCGAUUGAUUCAAGCUCUGGUUUUGGUCUGAGCUCUUUGGCAACCAACUCUAAUAGCUCCAGUGGUCCCACUUCUAGCUUAUCCACUUGGCAACCCCCAAAGUCUUCCAUUUUCAGUUCUACCACGGAGUCCCCAGCAACUGUUUUCCCAUUUGGUGCAUCGGCUGUUUCUGCUGCUGCUACCAACAGUGCACCUAUGGUGUUUGGUUCUUCAUCAGGUUCUCUUUUCUCAUUCACGUCAGCUGCUGCUGCUGCUGCUUCUGCCUCUUCUUCCCAAAUGCUGCCUGUGUUCGGUAGCGGUGAUCAGAUGAACAUGGAGGAUAGUAUGGCUGAGGACCAACCCAUACAGGCAUCCGCUCCUACGGUUCCAGUGUUUGGCCAAACUCCUAUCUCAAAUCCAUCUUCCGAAUUUGUGUUCGGUUCAGCAGUUCCAUCAGCGGGAAAUCCCUUUCAAUUUGGGGGCCAACAGAAUCAAAGCACCCCACAGAACCCAUCUCCGUUUCAGACAUCUGGCAGUCUGGAUUUCGCAACUGCUGGCAACAGUUUCUCAUUGGGUUCUACCGGCGAUGACAAGGCUAAUAGGAGGAUAGUGAAGGUUAAACACAGACCCCGAAGGAGGUAAAACAUUGAAUAUCAAAGGUGUUUCGUUAUUUGGAAAUGCUAUGUCAUAUGGGUCAAUAAUGGGAAGAUGAUUUUUUUUUUUGGGUUGUAAUGGUUGGAGAAUAGCGGCUGAAGUUUACCGUUGUAUCAGUUUAUUUGAGUUUGUCAAUGUUAAUCAGAUCCUUCAGGUUUUUGAAGUCUGAUGCUUGUGUCUCAUUGGCAAAAAUGUCACAAUUUUGGGUGGUGGUCUCUCUAGCGAACCCUAGGUCGGUUGUAUUGUAUCAGUAGUAGAGUAGUAGUAUUAGUUUUCUUUUUUGUACCUUAACAGGGUUAUUGGUCUGGAAAUUUGCUGUCAACUUUUCUUAGUGUACUCUGGUACUUUUACAUAAAAGAGGAAUUCCCAAGUGAGUUUCUGUUGAUA
Molecule: messenger RNA, 4409 nt
Organism: Rhododendron vialii
Lineage: Eukaryota; Viridiplantae; Streptophyta; Magnoliopsida; Ericales; Ericaceae
Product: nuclear pore complex protein NUP1-like
Exons: 9
Coding region: 219-4010 (1263 amino acids)
Biological process (GO): poly(A)+ mRNA export from nucleus; nuclear membrane organization
Cellular component (GO): nuclear envelope
Source: RefSeq, a predicted model, not a curated record